UCCUAGUUUGAUGACUACACCAAACUGGUGCUCCAAAGAGUUGUUACGAGAUUAUAAUUUUUAGUGGGAUGAACUGAACAAGGAAUAUUAUUUCAAUUAUUAAACACAUAAAUUGACAAUUAUGAAUAAUAUUUAAAUUUAAGUAAAUAUAAAUGAACCUUUCAUUAAAGUUGUAUAUUCUUUCCCAAGUAGGACUUGUGUUGCAAAUGAUCUAGAUUUUUAUUUUCUACAGAUUUAAGUUUGGCAUAGAACAGGGAUUCCCAACCAGGGGUGCUCGCGCCUCCUGGGAGUACGAGAUGAUAUUCCAGGGGGUACAAAAAGUUGGGUUUUUAAAAUUAUAGUCAUAGUGUAUAUGCAUAAUUCAUUGCUGUUAUUUCAAACUUUUUUUAAGGGGUACAAGAAUAUAUCAAAAGUGUUCUAGGGGUGCAGGGUAUAGAAAAGGUUGGGAACCACUGGCAUAGAAGUUCCAUUAGUCUGAUUGGAUUUCUUGUAUAACAUGGUUUUUGGGCUCUUCUGUCUACCAUUUUUUUCCUCUGCCAAUUGAGAGUAAUGUUUCAUGAAGACAGCAAAGUAGUCUGUGAAUCAUGACAGCUAUUAUUAAGUCAUCAAUGUACUAUUACAAUGCUGUGCAGUUUAGCUACAACAGACAUGAAGGCUAUCUUCUGCAAUUUGUCAGUAAUUUCCUUUCAUGGCACCUUGGAGAUACAAGAAUGUCUGUUUAGGGUUCUUCAUCGAUCCACAAUUGAGAAAACUAAUAGAUUGAGGAAAUACAAAGCUUGAGGAAGCAUGUGAAAUGUACACAAGAGCUGCAAAUAUGUUCAAGAUAGCCAAAAACUGGAGUGCUGCAGGGAAUGCCUUUUGUCAGGCAGCAAAACUCCACAUGCAACUGCAGAGUAAACAUGAUUCAGCCACCUGUUUCGUUGAUGCGGGGAACGCUUACAAAAAAGCAGAUCCUCAAGAGGCUAUCAACUGCUUAAAUGCUGCCAUCGAUAUUUACACAGACAUGGGCCGAUUUACUAUUGCUGCCAAACAUUACAUUACUAUUGCAGAGAUUUAUGAAUCUGAGCUGGUAGACAUUGAAAAGGCCAUCGCCCACUAUGAACAAGCUGCAGACUAUUACAAAGGAGAAGAAUCUAAUAGCUCUGCUAACAAGUGCUUGCUGAAGGUAGCUGGAUAUGCAGCUCAGUUGGAGCAAUAUCAGAAAGCAACUGAAAUUUUUGAACAGGUUGGUACAAGUACAAUGGAUAAUCCAUUGCUCAAGCACAGUGCAAAAGAUUACUUCUUUAAAGCAGCUUUAUGUCACUUCAUUGUCGACGAGUUGAACGCGAAGCUGGCUCUUGAGAAAUAUGAAGAAAUGUUCCCAGCAUUCACAGAUUCAAGAGAAUGUAAAUUAUUGAAAAAAUUACUGGAAGCUCAUGAGGAACAAAAUUGUGAAGCAUACACUGAAGCAGUUAAAGAAUUUGAUUCAAUAUCCCGCUUGGAUCAAUGGCUCACAACCAUGUUACUCCGCAUUAAAAAGUCAAUUCAAGGAGACAGCGACGGGGACCUAAAGUGAACUGUCUGUGCAGUGUGUGGCAUUGUGAUUUGUCUGUUGAAAUAUCUUGUGUCAUAGCCAAGGAUCAUUAUGGAAUAUAUGAUCAAUGCUUUUUGCUUAAUUGACUGGUAUCUUGUUUAAUAUCCUGUUGUGGCUCAUUCAUUGUAACUGUGAACAUGAAUUUAUAUUGUUUUUCACUUCUCAAGGGAGAGCUUAUGGAUUGAUCCUAUGCAUGUUUACUCAGAAAGGCAAGUCCCACUAAAUCCAUGGAUCUUCCUCCCUCAUAAAUGAGCAUAGGAUUGUGUAAGUUAACCCUGAAAUAAGUUCUCUUGAAGCCAUAUUCAAACCAGUCAGUCAGCUGACACUAAAUUAUAUUCUCGUGAUAUGGGACUCCACACCUCUUGUCCUAGAAAUAGUGUUUUUCAGCAUUAUUUAUUACAGGAUCAUCACAAAGGAUACAGCUUAUUGAAUAUUUUAAAAUAUUAACCAAUGUUACGUUGUUUACGUGUGAUUUGCACUACCACAGAUAUAACACAAUGAAUAUGAGUCACAACACUGAAUAGCACUGAGAUGGUAACCAAACUACAAGUUAUCCUUGCAAUGCAAUCCCAAGCAUGAUUCAGUGGAACAAGAUUGUGUGAAGCUUCAGUGAUGUUUCAUAAUUAAGACUAAGCCCCAAAGGGUGGCUUCAAGGGAUCAAUUUCUAGCCCCUUUCACCCACUUCUGCAGAUGCCUUCCCUGGUAGUCACCUAACUCCUGCCCCCCUGGACAUUUCCUGGCCAUCAGAAUUAGUGUCAUUGAGGGACUCUUCAAAGUGACACAUUGCAGGAUGGCUGUGUCAUCUGCUCACAGCAGCAGUGAUUGUAGCCCACUCAGUGCCCUGAUCUGAAGGAUGUUUCAGAAGCGGUGUUUGCACAGUGAUCAGCUGGAGAACAAGACCUGUGUGAUUUAAGUGUGGUGAAGUGACUGCAUCAACAGGGAGUCACAAAGUGACUGGGCUCCAACUUGCUGCCCGAUUCAUUCCUUUGUCUGAAGUAGACUUUCACAGUGGGACUGGAGUUAGCCCAUUUUGGGCAAAGAUGCUUUGGGUUGCAUUAUAAAGACAACUUGAUUUCUAGAGGGUAUCCUCAACAAUGUUUAAAUUAUAACUUUGUGUUUAUUUUGAUAACAAGAAUGUAUCAGAAAAGAUUAUUGUAUACUAUAGUUAUUACUUGAGGCUAGUGAGAAUGGCAGAGUUCUUGAAACUGGAUCAGAAGGUCUGGGACAGUCUGAUCCGUCGUCUGUAACAAACAAGAGAAUAGAUUGGAAUUUAUGUGAAUUAAUCAGUUGUAGCUCACUCUCUUUUGGAGCUGCAAAAAUUUUGAUCAGGGUACGUGUGAAUAUAUGAUCUGGAAACUGGAAUUAUAUAAUUCAUUUAAAAAGAAAAAUGAAAAGAUUUUUUCCCCCAGAAAUACUCAUUCCUCUCCCCCUCUUGCUGGGAUAAACCUUUAAUCUAUGAGAGUGUAUAUUUUAUUUGUGAUAAAUGACAAAGCAAAUUGUUGGAUCAGAUACUAUUCAUACUGUUCACUUUCUGUCAAUAUGAAUCUAUGUGUGAUUGUUUCAAUAGUUGCUGGUAAAAAUGCCAUCUACACACAUGGGUAGGUAUGUAUUCAGUAGGUAUAUGAAACUACACCAGCAGUCUGGGUCUGAAAUAAAUAACAGUGUAGGAAGUG
Messenger RNA from Crotalus tigris (Tiger rattlesnake), 3246 nucleotides. RefSeq names its product beta-soluble NSF attachment protein. The record is from RefSeq and is a predicted model, not a curated record. Lineage: Eukaryota; Metazoa; Chordata; Lepidosauria; Squamata; Viperidae. Gene Ontology annotation, cellular component: vacuolar membrane; synaptobrevin 2-SNAP-25-syntaxin-1a complex; terminal bouton. Bases 794 to 1555 code for a protein of 253 amino acids. Gene Ontology annotation, biological process: SNARE complex disassembly; intracellular protein transport; regulation of synaptic vesicle priming. Gene Ontology annotation, molecular function: syntaxin binding; soluble NSF attachment protein activity. The transcript is spliced from 11 exons.